UUGGAAGGAAGUGGAUAUUUUGAUGUCCGAGACAGGGGAGAUAGGUGGAUUCGUAUAUUCUUGGUUGCUGGAGACCUUAUUGUUUUGCCUGCUGGAAUAUACCAUCGCUUCACCCUGGAUGAAAAAAACUAUGAUUUUUUCUUAAGUCUCCUGCUUUAAAUGAGCAGAGAACCAGUGUGGACCCCUCAUAACCGCCCACAGGAAGACAUGCUCGUAAGGAAGGAUUAUGUCAGAAAAUACAUCACUGCUGCCUAAAUGGUGUUGAGCUACGUAUGCCACAGAUAGGAAUUAUAAUGCUCCAAAUGUAUCUAUUAAUUACCAGAAGAUGUAACAUAUAUUGUUAAAAGCUUUGUAAUUAAUCACAAACUGUUGUGAACUGUCAUGCUUGAUAAUUCUAGCAGAGAACUUUUUGUGAAAAAUGAUAUGAUAAUGUGCCUUAUACAUUAGAGUUAACUAUGUUCAGCCUUAUGAGGAGCCUACAAAAGUCCUGGUUAUGUUGGUUUUGAAUAGUUUGCUUUUUUGGGGAAAAUAUAUAAACAUUCAUUAAUGGUUAUGGUGAAUUUUUAUGGACAAAUAUUCCUUGUGGCAAACCUGGCACAAAGUUUCAAGUAAGCUGAUGAGACACCGUGGCAUCUGUCUUGCGUUGGUCAACUUUUACUAAAUAUUACUACUAAUCAUGAACAACUGAGUGGAUUUUGAUCUGAGGUGGUCAGAAGCAUCCUUGGGAAAAGGGGUCUCCGUUUUAUAUAAUCAAUUUGAGCUCUGCUGGGCCCUGAAUGGAGGGGUUGAAAAGGGGAAAUUUAGCAAAUUCUUUAAAAUCCUUCUUCAGUAGGAAUAAUUAGAUUAUGUUCAAAUUUUGUGUGCAGCAUCCUUGGAUGAAACAGAUUCAACUUUGGAUAAUCAGUGGGUCUCAGCUGUCUGGGGUGGGAGGGGCAGGGCCCAAUCGGGGAAUUAUCUAUAUAACUUUUCCAAUAAUGCAGAUAAAGUAAUUUUAGCAAAUUUAACCAGGUUAGCAAUGCUGGCCUUAUGGGCCUCUUCUUUAUGAGUUUCUUGUAAUAAUUAUUACAAAGACUGAUGUUGGUUUAUAGGUAAAUGUGUAUCCAGGUAUCAUACAACAGUACAGCUGCUCAGCAGAUAUUUUUGAAAAGUGUGUGAUCUGACCUUGUCACAGAUUCCAUACAGAAGUGUUAAGAAACAGUUUUAUUACAAGGCCUUUUAAAUUGUUGUCAGCUGAUAAGAGCUGUUGGAGGUAUAGACUGGAUUGUCAACUAUAAUUUCUCUACUCUCUGUUUUGAGUUAAUUUUGAAAACAAAAUAACAGGUUCAGGGUGAUUCUGCCAUUUUUAACAGCUGAAUCGUUUGUUCAUCAUUGCAGAAUUCAUUCUGUGAUGGUGACUGGAAAUUUUCAGACAAAAAAAAUCAAAUUUCCAUAUUUCACAAUUGGUACCAUCUUGUCAAGUUGUGUUUGUACACUACAGCAUUACAGGUAUAUUCUUACGUUUAAUGAACAACACAUAGUGAUCAGAAUUAGGGCUGUUAAAUGAAAUGGUACUUAAUCAAGUUGUUGUUAAAUUUGGAAUAAAACAUUUUCAAAUUAUUGCCAGUGCAAAUACUCCCAUCUCUUUUUCUCACAAACAUUCCCAUAGUUAACAGGUAGGAUUUCUGAAGCUCCGACCCACACAGAGAUUUCUUUGCUGAUUUGACCAAUCAGCAUUGUUUUGAUGACAAAUUUGUGAAAGAUGGUUAUCCUGAAUAGACUGGAUGGCUUGUUUUUACUACUCUUCUCCAGACUUUGCUUCGAAAAUAAAACAGUUGCAAUACAAUAAUUUCAUUGAAUGCAGUCUAAAGGAAAAAAAAUUGUAUUAAUACAACUUAAUAAUAAUAAUUAUAAUUGGCUUUCUUUAUUUUUGAUAACAUAUUGAGCAAUAUGCUCAUCUUACAUAUGGUCAAGAAGAUAAAAUACAAUAUUUACAAAUAAUCCAGUCUAGGGCCCUGGACAGAAUUUUCUAGGAGUGCAGUUAAACGGAAAACCAUUGCACUAAAGUAGGCAAUCCAGUCUAGUGUAGAUGUAUAUAUUACAAGGUCUUUGAAGGGUAGGUUCAAACCCUUGGUUGUGCCACAUUGUUUGGAAAUGGAUUUGAACCUGACACUGCUGGAAGGGUAUUAUUGUUUACAAUGAGAUUUUUUAAAUACUUUUACUCUGGCGUAUUGUAUCAUUUUACAUUGUUUAUAUUACACUAUAUAUUCAGUGUAUAUCGCACUGCAUCUUGUAUUUAUGUUAUACACUUGUAUGAUAAUAAACUAGCAAUAGUUAUCACACUAGAAUUCCAUAUUUUGUGGAUGUGAAGAACGUACAUGAAUUUGCUCAGUCCUCUCAAAAUUGAAUGCUUUUAAAAAAAAAAAUGUUAAAAAUAUUGAAAUUCACGAUCAGAUAUUUUUAUAAUUUGAAGAUUCAAACUUUAUAAAGAGGAUUCAUACAAACUGAUCAAACAUGUAAGAAAUCAAGAAUUACCUUGAAUGUUCACCCAAAUUCACAUCCGCAAAAACAUUUUGAAAUGUUUUAUUUUACUCAAGUUUAAGUUAAUCGUCAUAUUAAACAGAGUUAUUAGUACCUACCAAAAUCAUAGGUAUGCCCUACUCUCAAAAACAGAUUUUAUCCCAGACUCAUAGAAAAACAGAAGUUGUAACCCAUUGCUUUUUGGAUUGGGUUGUCAUGGUAGUGUUAUGGUUAGGCAGUUGUAGAAGGUCUUGGUUAGGGGAUUAGGUAACAUAGAUAGUGAAAUCUUUGUCCAGAUAGGGCACAAGUCAAAAAUUAUCUUCCUUUUGACAAUUGUGUUACAAUGUCCAUAUAUAAGAAAAAUUAAGACAAUGUAUUAUAUACAGUAAUUGAUAUUGAUCGGAGGCUUUCAAAUUUGUAUUACCUGUCUUCAUUGUACUUGAAUAUGAUAUAUGGUGUGUGUACAAAUGAAAAGAUAUAUCGUCAUACAUGUACCUGUUUUAAUAUUAACCGAGUCUGUCGGACCAUUGUUUUCUUUGUUAUGGUAAAGUCAUAUUUAGAAAUGGCAUGUACUUUGGUAAUAUUUUAGAGGCAAUCAAACAAAAUGCUUUUUUUUAUAUGCAUCGAAUGAUUGGGAGCAUAUUUUUUUUAUGCUGUCUGGUUGUCCAUUGUAAACUUUAACGUUGCCCACAACCAUUGAACUGGAUGAGAUAGGGCUUUCAUAUUUGGCAUGUGGGUUCCUUGUGACAAGACCUUUCCACUGGUAUCAAACUUUUUCAACAUGUGACCUUUACUGUGACCUGUGACCUACAUUUGUAAAAAAAAUUAACAUUGGCCAUAACUAUUGCAUCAUGAGAGGUAUGAUUUUUAUAUUUGGCAUGUGUGUUCCUUGUGGAAAGACAUUUCAGGUGGUACCAGAAUUUUUUACCAUAUGACCUUGACCCUGGCAUUUGACCUACAUUUGACAGUAAAAAACAUUUCCACAACGAAGACGUAAGUGUUUCACAAAGUGUGCAUGAAAUUAGCAAAUGCCUUACACAGAAGAGUUUUUAUGUCCCACUUCAGAAUCUUGUAACUGAGGGCAUAGUGUUUUAUAAACACAUCUUGUUUUUUAUUUUUAAAUGCAAUAGCUGUAAUUUAGGUUCUGAAUUUAUACUCUUGAUAAUACGGGUUUUAAUAUAAUUGUAUUAAAGAAUUGCUUUCAUGUUAAUUUUAUGCAUGUUUGAUAAUUAUACAGGUUGUUAAAUUUCUACUGUAAAUCCUGACUUUAGCAACACCCAUCUUGACUGUCGCCAAACUUCAGCAACAUCCAUCUCCACUUAAGCAACACCCAUCUUCACUGUUACCAAACGUUAGCAACAUCCAUCUUCACUGUCACCAAACUUUAGCAACAUCCAUCUUCACUGUCACCAAACUAUCAACUCCUAUAUUUACUGACAUCUGACUUUAUCAACUCCUAUAUUUACUGACAUCUGACUUUAGCAACUCCUAUAUUUACUGACAUCUGACUUUAUCAACUCCUAUAUUUACUGACAUCUGACUUUAUCAACUCCUAUAUUUACUGACAUCUGACUUUAUCAACUCCUAUAUUUACUGACAUCUGACUUCAGUAACUCCUAUAUUUACUGACAACUGACUGUAUCUACUCCUAUAUUUACUGACAUCUGACUUUAUCAACUCCUAUAUUUACUGACAUCUGACUUUAUCAACUCAUAUAUUUACUGACAUCUGACUUCAGUAACUCCUUCAUUUACUUGACGCUUGACUUUAGGUGCACUCAUCUUAACUGAAGCCUUAUUUCCCUAAUUUUACAGACUUUGGCCCAGACUUGACUGGUUUAUAGAAAGUACCAGUGAUUUGUUCAGUCUUGCUUCAUAUUCAUUUUAUAUUGUAUUGAAGACAAAUAAAAUAUGUACUCAUCAAUAA
Molecule: messenger RNA, 4422 nt
Organism: Ylistrum balloti
Lineage: Eukaryota; Metazoa; Mollusca; Bivalvia; Pectinida; Pectinidae
Product: acireductone dioxygenase-like
Exons: 2
Biological process (GO): L-methionine metabolic process
Molecular function (GO): acireductone dioxygenase [iron(II)-requiring] activity
Source: RefSeq, a predicted model, not a curated record